CUUCGCCUUCAUUGCGCAUGACUCCACUUCCUAUACUUUAUCCUCCUCUCCUCCAGAAUAGAAAGAAAUAGAAUUGAACAGGCAAAUAAGGAAUCUGCGUAGGCUGUUUGUUCCUGUUGUAGGUUGUGAUCUCUUUUGAAAAGUCGAACGAGAUAGACUGUGUCUGUUCAGAGAAGACUAUCAAUUCUGUAGGGGAGAUUGGGAGGAUGGAAUGUCGUGAGUGUGAGAAACGGAAGAAACCGCAAAUGGAUGGAGCGGCUAUAAAGCAAGGCAUCUUUUUUACUUUUCUGUUCUACACAACCUCGGCCGUCCCACGCGCAUUUGUCUUUUUCUUCUUACAAAAAAUGCCCUUCGACCUUAAAAGAACCACUAAAUGCGGCCGGGCCAAAUACUACGCCUGUCCGAUCCAGUUUGCUCAAGUGCCUUUAACCGAUUUUGUUCCUCUUUACAAUGAAGGCGACAACUACUGCAUUGACUGCAGAAAGCUUUAUAGGCUUCUUUUUAAGAAGCAUGGGAGACUCGUCGGCACUGUUUCUCGCUUGACAUUUGAAGUCGGGGCUGCAAAGGUACGCUCCCUGCGAUUUCGACAUCUCCCAACCAUCGACUACAAAACGUUGAUCGACCUUGCCUGCGUCCCCGGAGCAGACGAUGUUUCCUACAACUCCAGAAUCGACCAAAUUCUUGCCGAGCAUUCAAACGAGGCCGCCGAUGCCGACGCUGCUGACAACAACUUGCUCACUCCCCCUGCCGAUGGUAGCGAGGACGAGGACGAGGACGAUGUUCUGGCCACAGCUGCCUCAGCUGCGACGCCGACCACACCCCCAGCGCCAGUUGAUACGGUGCUCUCAAUGCCUUCAAGUGCAAACGAACACCUUCAAGUCUAUCUGGCCCAGAUGAAAGAGAUCGCCGCCCGCCAAGCGGAGAACGCAACCCUUAUGACGGAUGUGCUUGCGAAGAUUGCUGCCCUAAACCUCAGCUAGAGCGCUUAAGAGUCAGUCUCACUUAAGCAAUGCCGCCUUCCCUUCAUUAGCCACCUCCUCUCGUGAUCGGUUUUCGAUCUUUCAUGGCCAUUGCAUGCAGCAAAAAUACCCAAACGACUGGAUUAUAUAUGAUACUCCACAGCAAUCUCGUUCGAUCUAAGACGUGGUAAUCACCAGUGUUGCCGCAGUUAAUACAGUUGAAUAAACGAAUAUUACUCCUCGUUCAUGCACGGUAUUUCUAUCCCUCAACCCCUCACUCGCUCUUGCGUG
Molecule: messenger RNA, 1250 nt
Organism: Gamsiella multidivaricata
Lineage: Eukaryota; Fungi; Mortierellomycota; Mortierellomycetes; Mortierellales; Mortierellaceae
Exons: 1
Coding region: 207-980 (257 amino acids)
Source: RefSeq, a predicted model, not a curated record